CUUUGUUUGUGGGAAUCUAACUGCGUCAGUAUUAAUUUCGAAGAGAAAACAAGGAGCUGUGAGUUGAACAAUGCAACUCAUCGAGGGUAUGGUUAUCACCUGGAGGACGAUGCCGACUACGUAUACCAUGGAGCAGAUGUAAGAGUACAUCAUAAGAUUUAGACUUAGAUUUAGAUUUAGCCAAGCUAAAAGCGAAGCUCUCGUGGGAACUUUGAAGAAAUGUCUUUCUGAAGUAAAGUUUUCUAAGCCUGCGAUCAGUUGAAUACCAUAACUGGGCAGCAGAAAAAUUGAAUAAAACACGUCACCUCAAUGAAUUUUUCACCGACGCCCGCGAGACAGUCAUGUGACACUGUUCAGCAGAUACCCUAUUGUGACAGCUGUCAUUAGAUCAUAUAGGGAUGUGCACUAUUGUAUAUGCCUUGGAAACCUAGCUAGUAAUGCACAGUCAUUACAAGAAAAUAGCCAAUCAGAGAGCGCAUACUAUUGUAGACGUAAUAAAUUCUGCAAGCAGAAUACUGCAAUGCUGAUCGUACUACGUGAAAAUUAACUCUGCAAGACAUCAACACGACACCGAAAGAACUCAAAACAGAGCGGGAUGUAGCCAUAGACAGCUGUUUCGGCCUCUUUGGGGCUCGUCAGUAUGGCGUAACAACCAGAGAUCAGGCUCUGAUGAAAAAAUAUCCGCGCACUCUGAUUUUAGUCCUGACCCAGAACUCCUAACACCCACAGAAUCACUCUAUACCACGUGUCUUCUGGGGGGUAAGAGUCCAAGUGUCAAGUUGAUGUCUCGCAGAGAAAAUAAAAAAUUGGCCACAACCAACCUAGAAAACACGGGACAAAACCAUGCAAGAAAUACAGCAUAGGUCCAUACUAUUGUAGCCUUGUAAAAAAUUAAAACAGACUUGCCCACUUAAUACCCACACUCUCUUUCCUGUAUGCAGAUCGGAUGCAGAAAUAGACAAAAGCACGACUACUCGGCAGAUUUAGUCAACACAACGGCAAAUGUGAACAUGAUAGAGCGUGGAAAGGUCAAAGGGAAUUGUAGAGCUUAAUUAGCCUCUCUGCCAUGGGUCAUUUCGGUUUUUAGAUCAGCGCGAGCCUAUGUCACUGUCGUCACAUUGUCUAAUUUGCCAUAUCUGCCGACUGUCAUUUGUUUGUGGAGGAAAUUUUCGCAUGUCUUUCCCAGACAAGUUUCACUUUGAUUACUUAGAUUGCUACAUCAUUUAAUACCUUUUCAUCUCAUUCACCGUUCAUUUGUUUCUUGAAAGAGUGCUUGUGACGUCAAUCCAUGCCAUAACAAUUCUACCUGCCAGUCGGGAUUUACAGACCAACGGUAUCGUUGUGUAUGUGCGCCGGGUUUUACCGGCGAAGAUUGUGGACAGGGUAAGAAUAAUUAAAUAGAAAACGAUUUUGUUUUUCUACCAUUCCUUCUCACACCAUUACCUGAAGGAUGCCGCUGAUUAAGAAUUAUUUUAAGAGCCAGCUUUGAUUUCAUUUGUUUUUGUUAGGCAGAAGAAGUAAAAUAAAGCGAGGGAGUACUCUGUAUGAACCUUUGCUCACAACUUUGUGAGGUCGUCAGGACGAACGAAAGCGUACCCGGGGACAAUUAAGGGGGCAGAACAGACUAGUAGCCAGUUGCAAUUUAUGUGUUUUGGGGGUGAGAGAAGAUUGGGGGUUAGGUUGAGGCGCGCGCGGGGUGUUAUGGGAAGGGACGAAGGAAAAAUAGCGUCCCUUCCCAUGAGACCCCGCGCGCGCCUCAAUCUAACCCCCAAUCUUCUCUCACCCCCAAAACACAUAAAUAGCGACUGGGUACGAGUCUGGGGGCAGAAUAUUGCUUUGUGGAAAGAACAAAAAGAGCGCGCAUGGCCUUCCUAGUUUUCUUGGCAACCAAGGUAAAUGGGAACUUAAAUACUCCUUUUCCCCUCCCUCUCACACAGAUUGUAGCUACACACGCAAUUUUUUGUUACAAGAGUACAACUGACAAAGUACUUUUUCAUGACAAAACAAAUGAAACAAUGAUUAUUUGUUCUUGGUUCAGAAAUAUUCUGAUUCACAGACUGACAUGACUAUGAAUUAGGCGUUGUUUCGAGACAAUUCAGUGGGAUCGCUGGGCUGUUGUUUGCUUGCUAGCUUUAAGCGAGCAACUUCUUUCAGAUUUAGUCCUGUAUCGUUUAUUAUUAUACAGAUUUUUUUCCUUAUCUCAAAUAUUUCAAUUUGCCCAGAUAUUGACGAAUGCAGUGUCUUUUCUUCCAUCUGUGAUAUAAAUGCCAUCUGUCGGAAUAGUGAAGGAUCUUACCUAUGUUCGUGUAAGGAGGGGUUUGCUGGUGAUGGCAAGCUUUGCAAAGGUAAAGCGAAUAACCUAUAA
Molecule: messenger RNA, 2365 nt
Organism: Porites lobata
Lineage: Eukaryota; Metazoa; Cnidaria; Anthozoa; Scleractinia; Poritidae
Source: the annotation of a GenBank genome assembly